CUGCCAUUGUAAUGUUUUGUCACCUUAUUCAUGCGUUACAUAGAGGAAACACAGACAACAGGAGACACAUACAUGAAACAUACAACAAUACACCUGUUGGAAACGAUAGAUUCAGGAUCUUAGUGCAUUCAAACCCGGACACUGCAAGACCGUAUUUUCUAGUUUAAUUUUUAACAACUUUCCAGAGUUCGAAUCUCAACUGACUUUAAAUUUCAAUCACAUUCAUAAUCAUCAUUCAAAUCAGAAAGUUAACUACCACCUUGAAAUAACCUAAUUAAAUUGUAAACUGGCUGACCAACCGACCGAUCGACCGAUCAACCAACAUUGACCGACUGAACCGGCCGACCGACCAACUGAUCAACCAACCAACAACUCACCAAAGGUUUGAGGUUCGUAUGUGUGUUCAGGCUGAUGAAUUUCAGUGACAUGCUGCAGACUCUGAACAUCUUGAGGACAUCUAACCAGAUCCGAUUGGUGGAUUUGUUUGGCCUCUUCCUCUGCGUUUGGGUCGGUUCCUCAGGGUUUGUCCAUCUGGUCGAGAACUCAGGCGAUCCAUUCUUCUGUUACGAGAACGCCAAACAACUAUCUAUCUGGAAUAGCCUGUAUCUGCUCGUAAUCACCAUGUCCACUGUGGGCUACGGAGACAUCACCUGUCAAACUGUCCUCGGCAAAAUAUUUAUCUUGGUCUUCUUGUUUGGAGCCAUUGCCCUGUUUGCCACCUCAGUGCCAGAAAUAAUUGAAAUAAUGAAUAGUACAAGACAGAAACAUUUAGUUGAGUACACUAGAGAACAAGGAAUAAGACAUCUGAUAGUUGGCGGUCACAUCUCCCACGCAACGAUGAAGAACUUCGUGAGAGACUUCAUACACGAUGACCGCUUGAAUGUUUCGUUGAAGAGUAUCGUACUCGAUGAGAGGGAACCAUCGUUGGAGCUGGAAUCCUUAUUCAAAAGGUAUUACAACAGGAUGGCUUUUGUAAAGGGGUCAAUGAUGAUUAUCAAAGAUCUUAAACGUGUCAAGCUCUUAAACGCUGAGAUGGUUCUCAUACUAACCAACCAGUCCACCAAAUCAGCUGAUGAUGAAGAUACAAACAACAUUAUGAGAGCCAUAGCCGUGAAGAAUUACUGCCCGGACGCAAAAGUUAUCCUGCAGUUGUUGAAAAUUGAAAGUAAGACGAUAUGCAAGAACCUGCCAUUUUGGACGAGUAGAGACCACAUAAUCUGCUUCACUGAGAUGAAGAUGGCCUUCAUGGCAGCUGGAUGCCUCGCUCCUGGCUUCUCCACCUUUCUAUCCAACCUUCUCCUCAUGUACUCCUACAAAAAUAAAAAUCGAGAGAGGAUAACCUCCGUUGAUAAAACUCUUUACGAGGACGAAGACGCGCCGACUAGCCCAUCAGACAUCAACAACAACGAAGCACUGAACUUUGUGCGUGAAACUUCAAUUGAUAUGGAGUCAGUACGUCUGCCACUACUCCAUUCAAACCUUGAGGAACAAAAAAAUCAUCCUAACGAGAGAUCAUCAUCAGCACAACAACCUGUAAAACCAUCAUCACCACCACCACCACCUUCUGCAUCCUAUGAACAAUUGGAAGAUGAACUCGUGGAAGAAUUUGAUGCAACCGGAUAUUUUUAUUGGACACCAGCCAGAAAUCUUGACCAGUGCUUGCUGGGAGAUGAUAGAAGCGAGCAGAGGUUGAAGAAGUUGAAGGACCACAUCAUACUCUGCCUGUCUCAGCAAUCAAUGGGAUCUCUGCGUAGUUUCAUAUUGCCCUUGCGAUCGAGUUCACUGACGCCGGCACAGUUGCACACCAUUGUCAUCGUGACGGAGAAUAAACUGGGUGUCGAGAAGGAAUGGAAUGGGAUUCAAAACUUUCCUAAAAUAUUCAUCAAAAUUGCCUCUCCAUUCAACCGAGGCGUGUUGAGAAGCAUCAGCAUUGAGAAAUGUCGCAUGUGUGUCGUGCAUGCAGCGCAGACCGGCGCCUCACCAAGUGACUGCAGGAGCGACGACAGUAGCGAUCCAGAUUUUGAAUCCGUGCAAGAAGAUAGCAAGGCUCUGUUGAUCACAUUGAACAUAAAGAACAUGACACUAAAGAACAUGAUGAAGAAGCACAAAGGCACUGCAUUCAACUUGUUGCACCGACAGUUCUUCUUGUUCAAUGACUACUUAUCCUCUAAUAAGUCAAUAAACAAGGAGUCAAAGAUUCGACUGUGCGACUCCAUACCACUGUUGACGGAACUGAGUACUUCAAUUUUAUUGAACAUUUUUGGAAGAGUUUUUUUAAAACUUUUUCGUAAAAUUAUAAUUUUCAAUCCCGAGACGUACAACCUGAUUCGCCUUCUGGUCACAGGGUCGGAUACUGACGAUCAUGAUUUACUGCUGGCGGAAGGACUCACAGAGCAGAGUUGUCAGAUGCGUGAAGAGGAGUUGCUUGCUAUCAGAAGCAGGUGCACUGUCACUCUGCUUCCUCUCAACCAGGGAAUUCUCAGCCCAUAUGCUAAAGAUGUCUUUGAAAAGAUGUUUACAAAUGUUCUGUCCAAAAACGGUAUCCUGUGUAUCGGUUUGUACCGCUUGUUGUGUCCGGCCGCGAAUAUCGACGCAAACAACCGAUUCGUCAUCACUCGCCCACCUCCAGAUAUGAUCUUACUGGAUAGUGAUAAGGUUUACUGUCUGUGCCCACAUGCGCUCAUACAACGAGACAUGAUGACAGAGUAUACAUGCUACAAUUUGCCAAAAUGCUCAACAUAACAUUUUAAUUUUAUUAAUUUAUGACUUUCUAUGCAUAAUUCUAACAAAUGACGCUGUUCUAAUAUAUUUCUGCAUUUAUUUUUUACUAAUGCCUUAUACGAUACAUACAUUCCAUUUAUAUUUUUCAUCAUUUUCGAUGACAAAACGUUAUUUAAUUUGCCCUUGAUUGUUCGUGGAUGAAGAUUAUUUUUUCUGGUUUUUAAAUAAAAUUAAUUUCCUGCAAUAAA
Messenger RNA from Helobdella robusta, 2969 nucleotides. RefSeq lists its product as hypothetical. Gene Ontology annotation, cellular component: postsynaptic membrane. Gene Ontology annotation, molecular function: large conductance calcium-activated potassium channel activity. The record is from RefSeq and is a predicted model, not a curated record. The transcript is spliced from 17 exons. Bases 412 to 2742 code for a protein of 776 amino acids. Lineage: Eukaryota; Metazoa; Annelida; Clitellata; Rhynchobdellida; Glossiphoniidae. Gene Ontology annotation, biological process: potassium ion transport.